Molecule: messenger RNA, 1178 nt
Organism: Stylophora pistillata
Lineage: Eukaryota; Metazoa; Cnidaria; Anthozoa; Scleractinia; Pocilloporidae
Product: nudC domain-containing protein 2
Biological process (GO): protein folding
Cellular component (GO): cytoplasm
Source: RefSeq, a predicted model, not a curated record
AAGACACUUUAAAAGAUCAGUUAACAAGAUGGCGGACCACUUCGACGAGAAGAGUGGAACUGUCCCGUCAAAAACUCCAUGGGGAAACUGGGCACAGACGAUUGAUGAAGUUUUCAUCGAGAUCACUGUACCAAAAGGAACCAGAGGAAGAGAAAUCGUGUGUGAUAUCAGUCCAAAAAACAUAAAAUUUAGCUUAAAAGGACAGGAAAUUUUCAAGGGAGAACUCUAUGGGACAGUUUUAGCCGAUGAAAGCACUUGGACAUUAGAAGACAAUGAGCUUGUAAGAAUAAUUUUGAUGAAAUCCAGCAGAGAUGCAGCUAGUGGCUGGAAAUCAUUGUUAGUUAAUGAAUAUUCUGCUGACCCAUGGACUUUCAAUGAAAUGGAAAAGAAGUUAACUUUGGAAAGAUUCCAAAAAGAGAACCCUGGAUUUGACUUUAGCAAAGCUGAUAUAACAGGAAACUAUUCUGGUGGGGGUCCAAAGUUCCCAAGCUGAGAGAACAUUCAACUAUAUUGAAACAUUCAAUAAGAGCCAACAAGAAAAGAAACUCAAUAAAGGAAGCAUUAGGUCUUAAUUGGAAAUAGUUACAGGAGCAAUAUCUUCACUUAUAGUGCCUGCAUCCUUUUAUGAAAAUGGGUGUCCAUUAGGCAUUACCAACUAAACACUGUAGCAAUGUUUUACUCAAUCUGAAAAAAUAUUGGUGACCAUAUUUCCUUACAUGUAAGAUUACUGGUUACUAACAGGGCCAUCCCUUCACAAUCAAAAGGAAGUGUGUAGUAGAAUCUAGCAAAUAAACCACAAGACAAACAAAGGAUUGAAAUUAUGGCUUCCAUCAUCAACUAUGUAUGUCAAACAACUUUAUUUUGAGUCCAAACUUCUAACUGUAGAGAUAUUUGUGAAGACAAACUGAAAGUGAAUGACACUAUUAAAAAUAAACUUUUUAUUUUUCAACUUUGACAUAAAGUUAUUAUCAUAUGACCAGUUCAGGCCCACUCAUGCAUGUGCAGGGCCGGACGGGUUGACAUGAGCCAGUCCAGAAAAAGCCAUCUGGUCCUACUGCCUUGAUGUCACUUUGCUGUCAAAACUUAAAGGAAACAAGAAAUGAGAGAAAAGUCAUAUGUUUGAAGGAACUGGGAGUUUCUUGUUCUGACUUUAGAAAAUAAAGGAAAGUUUCAAUUGC